CAGUGAGUUUAUAUCAACAAUUUUAAAUAGGGCUCGAACAGUUUGUUAUUUUUUUACCUGGCAAUAUUUUUUUGCUGUCAAUGUUAAAUCAACAAAUAUUUUGACGGGACGAAAUGUAGUUUGUUUAUUUCCUUUUUUAUUCAAUAAUAAAUACAAAUGAUAUCAGAUUUUGCCAAAGAAAAGGUCUUCUGGACCCGAAGGAUGAACCUCAAAUUAGUAAAAUACAUACAGAGUAAACCCAACAUCUGGAACCCGAAGCACCCCAAAUACACUUCCGUGGAGUGUAGGGACCGAACUUACGCAGAAUUUGCAGAGAAAUACGGCAACGAGUUCACGGGGCAAGCUGUGAAAGACCGGUGGACGAAUAUUCGCUCGACUUUUGCUAAUUAUGUGCGGAAAAUUACCGCCAGUCGCAUGAAAGGCGAUGGCGAGGAGUAUAAAGUGAACUGGCCUUUAUGGGAGGCGUGCCAGUUCCUCAUGAAGGUGAACAGGAGAGCCAAAGCCGACUUGUCUACUAGUGUUGUCGCCCAAUUUGAGGAUGAUGUUGAGAAAAAAGACAAUAGUGUAAUAUCAACAAAAGAAGAGGAAUGGAGUAGCGAUGGCAACGAUGCAGCCUCGGAUAGUUCCACAACAAACACAAACUGCACAACCCUAGCAAAUAACUUAGUUACUGUAUUCAAAGGAGUCCAAAACGAUGCCUUCGGUCUAGACAAUUCUAGAAACGGGAGAAUAGGCAGAGCUGUCAACAGAAAGCUGUCACAAAUGAAUUCUUAUGAUGCUGCUACAAUGUCACAUAAAAUUAUGGAAAUAUUGUUGCUCUAUGAUGUGAAUAACCCGUUAAAUCCAAAUACAUUAAAAUCUAACUAUUUGUGAUUAAA
This is a messenger RNA of Leguminivora glycinivorella, 878 nucleotides long. RefSeq lists its product as uncharacterized. Gene Ontology annotation, biological process: regulation of transcription by RNA polymerase II. The transcript is spliced from 3 exons. The record is from RefSeq and is a predicted model, not a curated record. Gene Ontology annotation, cellular component: nucleus; transcription regulator complex. Bases 157 to 873 code for a protein of 238 amino acids. NCBI's taxonomy places the organism in Eukaryota, Metazoa, Arthropoda, Insecta, Lepidoptera, Tortricidae.